AAAACGUAUCGCAUUGUCGCAUACUUUGCUGUUAUUUCCUGAGAAAAUUGAUCGGCGUUAAUAGCUACGAUGGCGCUAGAAUUUGCCAAAUUCCUUCUUCAAGAAGAGAAGAAUCUUGAUGAGCAUAAAGAGCUCCUUGACGCUGUAGCUAGGCUUUCUGUCAACACAACGGAGGUUCGUGACAAGGAAGCAGGUGGCGAUUCCGUUCCCGCUGUCAACCAGUUGCUUACCCACCUCGCUCGUUUUUUUGUCGAGAAAUCAGACGUUUUGGAUAGUGCUGAAGACUACAUCUUCGACGCAGUUGUCCAGACGUUUCACGAUGCUGUUGUAGAAGCUUUGUUGAAACGCCCGAAAAAUACCAGAAAGCAAGCAGAAAAUCCGCAACUUUCCUUGAGGGCGGAAUUCGAACAUUUCUUGGAACGCCUCGACGUUUAUGGUCAUGCACAGGUGGAUGCCAUAGUGCCAGUGGUGUUAAAUGUGGGCGAUGAAUCGCGGCCCAUCCGGGAAACUAGAAGUCUUUGUGUGCCGCCUGUAGAACCAACCGAAUUUCCGAAGUUUGUCAAGGACCUUUGGAUUAACCUGGGCGCACAACCGCGGAAACUUGAAUGCUACGUUUAUGGGGUGCUCCAUGAAACGCUGCAUUUUGUGUUUGGCAACAUGGGCGAUGUUUUUAUCCAGCAUCAAUUUGCUAUAGCGCACCCUUGGCAUAAGACCCCUACUAAUCGAGCCCGUACUAAUAUUCCCGACCUGGCGCUUUUAAAGUGUGACCAUAACGCCAGCAAGCCGAGCAAAAAGUACCAAGCUUUGCUGCUUGUCGAAGCGAAAAAUUAUUCGGUGAACAAUAAGCAAAUAAAUGAGCUAAAAAAACACGCCGAAGAGCAGGCCAAAAAGCAAGGGAAAUUUGCCUUUGCCGCCGACCACGUUGGGAAGCACGUUUACUUGAUGAUCACUGUUGGCUGCGAAUGGACCUGCGUUAAAAUGACGAAAAUGUCGGCAAAGGCCACUGCAAGUCAGUUUAUGUUCAGCCGGAUACUUCCCGGUGGGAAAUGGAUUCCAUCGCUGCACUCUACGGAAGCGUUGGUUGCGUUACAGAAUAUCCGUCAUCACAUUGAGAAAGACGAGCUGAAAAGAUACAAGUCUGCUAGUUCCGUACCGGAACAAUAAACGUCGCUGGGAUUUGGAUUGGAUUUUGAGCGGUCAUGGCCUGCUGCACUGCUAAUCCUGAUGACUUUUGUUUAUUCUCUGUCUGUCUUGUUUGGUACUCUGAAGGAUGAAAACGUUAAACAUCCGGGGAUCUUUUCCUAAGCGACACAUUACAAAUCGACAGUUUAAAUCAAGGAGGAAAGAUGCGGAGACUUAUCCUUUUUUCGAAUUUCUCUGCAACGCGCCUGCCAUGUACUUUUACAACUCAUUCCGUGAAAAUUUAAGAAAAUCGUAGUCGAAUCAUACUCGUACUGACAACCAUAAACCACGAAUAAUUUUAAUAUCACCUGAUCCGGAUAAUAUCAUUGAAACUACCAGACAUAAGAUGAACUUAUACGCAGUAAACUCGUAAAGAUUGGACCAACAAAAGAAUACCCGCAACAAAGCCAAGAUGUAAGCCGAUCCACUAGUUCUGUCAGCGAGACCGUACUGUGUCCGCCACCGGCUGCAGCACAUGCCUGCGGUGGUUCGCAGCACCUUUGGGUUUACCGUAGCAAUCAGGUUGCAACGGGCGCGUGUCAUG
Messenger RNA from Paramacrobiotus metropolitanus, 1726 nucleotides. RefSeq lists its product as uncharacterized. The record is from RefSeq and is a predicted model, not a curated record. The transcript has 6 exons. Bases 70 to 1164 code for a protein of 364 amino acids. NCBI's taxonomy places the organism in Eukaryota, Metazoa, Tardigrada, Eutardigrada, Parachela, Macrobiotidae.